AUGUCAUCAUCAUCAUCGUCAUCCCUCACCGACCGUCUCGAGACAGAACUCUCCCUGCUGCAGGCAAUGUAUCCCACAACACUGUCUUACAUUCCCCAGAGUCGUGAACUGCAUUAUACAUCGUAUACAUCGACCAAUUCGACCAGUUCGGUCCUGACGAUCAGAUUGCCGGAUCUGUAUCCCACCAGAGGUGUUCCUGAGAUCAUUGCCGCGCGGGACGGGGCGAAGAACGAUAUUCGUGACGUGACCAAACGGAGUGUUUUGGAGGUGUUGGGCUUGGCGGAUGAACGUAGUCAUGGCAAUGGCAAUGGCAAUGGCAAGAGCAAUGAGAGCGACGAGAGUAUUGACGGCGACAUCGACAUCGACAAUGGAUAUCAAGAUAACUCUGGACCAGGGGAAGUUCUUGACCAAAUCAUUGAGGUUUUUGAGGAUAUUGUGGCUUCGAAUUUGCAGACUGGCACAGGUACAGGUACAGGUACAGGCACCUCUGCAAGUACUGGUGCUAGCAUACAUGAUGGGGCGAAGGACAAUCACGGACGCCCUAGAAAGAGAGGCAGUCAACCGCGGAGGAAUGAUGGCCAUGGUGACGACGACACUACUGACAGUCACAUUGGCACUGAGAUUGACAUUGAAAUUGAAAUUGAAAUUGAAAAUGAUAUCAAGAACAACGAUCCUCAACACAAGAUACGACGCGGACAUCAUGAACUACAGCAACGAUGUCCCAAAACAGUCAUCAUCUGGCUCCAUCAUCUUCUAGCCCUGUCGAAGCGGAAACUGGCAGUCACUCCUACAACAACGACAACGACAAUCUCCACCACCGGCACUACAAUGUCCUCAUCCUCCUCCUCUUCACCAUCAUCAUCAAACUCAAUCUCAAUCUCAGGCCUGACUAAACCAGGAUACCCAGGGAUCAUGGUCUUCUCUGGUCCCAAAGAUCUGGUCGAUGCUCAUGUCCGUGAACUUAGGGGCCUGAAUUGGCAGGCGUUCCAGGUGCGGUAUGAUUCAGACGACGAGAAGGAAGAUGGGAUGGGUUGGUCUAUGGCUAGGGCUGGCACCACUUCUGGAAAUACCAACACCAAUACCAACACCAGUGCCACCACCACCACUGCGGAUCGGGCGGCGGAAGCAGCGUCGGAUCAUGUUUCUGCUGCUACUGCUACUACUGCUACCGGGAAGAAAAAGGCAGACGGUCGAAAAGACAAGCACAAGCAUAAGCACAAUCACGAGCACAGCAAUGGAAACAAGUACAGCGGAGGGAGCAAGACCAACAACAAUAGACAUGAACCAGGAGAAUGGCGGUUCUCUCAUGGUCAAGGCAAGAUCGUCGAGGUGGAAACCAUGGCGGACGUGGUCAAAGGGAUUGUGGAGGAAGAGAAUAGAAAAGUAUUCUUGAGAGCAGUGGGCGUCAAGUGA
Capronia coronata CBS 617.96 is the source of this 1413-nucleotide messenger RNA. RefSeq lists its product as uncharacterized. The record is from RefSeq and is a predicted model, not a curated record. The transcript has a single exon. NCBI's taxonomy places the organism in Eukaryota, Fungi, Ascomycota, Eurotiomycetes, Chaetothyriales, Herpotrichiellaceae. Bases 1 to 1413 code for a protein of 470 amino acids.